Molecule: messenger RNA, 3228 nt
Organism: Oreochromis aureus
Lineage: Eukaryota; Metazoa; Chordata; Actinopteri; Cichliformes; Cichlidae
Product: potassium/sodium hyperpolarization-activated cyclic nucleotide-gated channel 3-like
Exons: 9
Coding region: 1-3228 (1075 amino acids)
Biological process (GO): transmembrane transport; potassium ion transport
Cellular component (GO): membrane
Molecular function (GO): voltage-gated potassium channel activity
Source: RefSeq, a predicted model, not a curated record
AUGGGGACUGCCGCUUUUUUAGGGGCAGCAUCUCUUCCAUCUCCGGACGGCAUCCCCCCGGGUCAGAUUUGGCGGAGCAGAGGCGCCUCAUCCCCGAGGCUGAUGCUGGAGUCAACGAGAGUUUCCCCGUCAACUUUCAUCAAGUUGGAGGGCACCGAGCAAAUAAUACCCGAAGAUGAGCGUCUCUACCAGGCUGGCUUCAUGCACCGGCAGUUUGGGGCGAUGCUCCAGCCGGGAGUCAACAAGUUCUCCCUGCGGAUGUUGGGCAGUGAGAGGGCCGUGGAACACGAGAGGGAACGCGUGAAGUCUGCAGGCUUCUGGAUAAUCCACCCCUACAGUGAUUUUAGGUUCUACUGGGAUCUGACAAUGCUGCUGUUGAUGGUGGGGAACCUCAUCAUCAUCCCCGUGGGCAUCACCUUCUUUAAGGACGAGCACACGCCGCCCUGGAUAGUCUUUAACGUCGUGUCGGACACCUUCUUCCUCAUGGACCUGGUCCUCAACUUCCGCACGGGCAUCGUCAAGGAGGACAACACGGAGAUCAUCCUGGACCCGCAUCAGAUCAAGAUCAAGUACCUGAAGAGCUGGUUCGUGGUGGACUUCGUCUCCUCCAUACCCGUGGACUACAUCUUUCUUAUCGUGGAGACGCGCAUCGACUCAGACUUUUACAAGACGGCCCGAGCUCUGAGGAUCGUCCGCUUCACAAAGAUCCUCAGUCUGCUACGGCUGCUGCGCCUCUCCAGACUCAUUCGCUAUAUCCACCAGUGGGAAGAGGUUUUCCACAUGACAUACGACCUUGCCAGCGCCAUGGUGCGUAUCAUGAACCUGAUUGGUAUGAUGCUGCUGCUGUGUCACUGGGAUGGCUGUCUGCAGUUUCUGGUUCCCAUGCUGCAAGACUUCCCCCCAGACUGCUGGGUCACCAGGAACAAGAUGGUGAAUGACACCUGGGGUCAGCAGUACUCCUACGCCCUGUUCAAGGCCAUGAGUCACAUGCUGUGUAUCGGGUAUGGCCUGUACCCUCCUAUUGGCAUGGCUGACGUGUGGCUCACUAUCCUCAGCAUGAUUGUGGGCGCCACCUGCUUUGCCAUGUUUGUGGGGCAUGCGACUGCACUCAUUCAGUCUCUGGACUCCUCCAGGAGGCAGUACCAAGAAAAGUACAAACAAGUGGAGCAGUACAUGUCCUUCCACAAGCUUCCUGCUGACAUGCGUCAGAGGAUCCACGACUACUACGAACACCGGUAUCAGGGCAAGAUGUUUGACGAGGAGAGCAUACUGGAGGAACUGAAUGAACCGCUGAGAGAGGAGAUCAUCAACUUUAACUGUCGCAAACUGGUCGCCUCCAUGCCCCUGUUCGCCAACGCUGAUCCCAACUUCGUCACCUCCAUGCUGACCAAACUACGCUUUGAGGUCUUCCAGCCGGGCGACUACAUCAUCAGGGAGGGGACCAUCGGCAAGAAGAUGUACUUCAUCCAGCACGGCGUUGUCAGCGUCCUGACCAAGAACAGCAAAGACACCAAGUUGUCCGAUGGCUCUUAUUUUGGAGAGAUCUGCCUGCUGACCCGAGGCAGGAGGACUGCCAGCGUGCGGGCAGAUAACUACUGUCGGCUGUACUCUCUGUCUGUAGACCACUUCAACGAGGUGCUGGAGGAGUAUCCCAUGAUGAGGAGGGCGAACUCUGUUCUUCAGCACAAAGUUCAGCAUCACCAAAGUUCUGGCACACUAAACCUUCAUGAGAGUGAGAUCAUCCAAAGAAUAGUGCAACACGACCGCGACAUGGCCCAGUGCACUCAGCUGAACCAAACCAGCACUGCGCCGAGUAUAAACCGUCCGCCUGCUCCUCCGUCACCCACCCCGGUCAUCUGGGCCCCGCUGGUUCAGGCUCCGCUCCAGGCUGCGGCUGCCACCACCCCACUUGCUAUGGCCUUGGCCCACCAGUCCCAGCUUCCUCCAAUCCUCUUCCACCAUCCUCUGGUGCCACGUCCCGGCUCUGUGAAGGACCCGUCCAGCCAUUCAAAGAGAGUACAUGUUGGAGCCAGCGCCUCCAGUAGCUGUGGUUCAGGGCCCAAUUCUCCCGCUAGCUCUGCCAACCUUAGAUCUGAGGUUGAGACUGCCACACUAGCAUUCCCCAGGACACAGCAACUCUCCAGUGGGCCGUUGUCACCCACACUGACGUCUCAGCCCAUCUUCACCAGCAGCCUGCAGCCCCUCGCCCCUCUGCACACACACCAGCCUCUGCUCCAUCCUCCCCACUCUGGCAUGGCGUCGGUGUUUCCCAUCAGCCAGGCCACCGUCUCCUACACCUGCUCCGCUCAGCUCCACUCCCAGCCGUUUCACGGUGCUAUGACCACCCCACCACGACCGAUAGGUUUACUCCAACAGGGGGCACCAGGGAGGCUAGCAGGGAGAUUCCCGGCCCCCUCAGCCGCCACGUUAACCCCUCUUAUUUCAAGCUCAGUCGGCCCCAUACUGAGCCAAUUGCAGCAAACCUCCCACAUCACCUCACAGCAGGUGGGGUCCAGCAGUGACAGAGCAAGCAGGAGAACCAGUGGCCUGAACCUCCCACAUUUUCCCUUCAUCACCAACACCCAAUCCUCCGCUGGAUUUAAUCAGCCAGUGUCUGCAGUCGGAGCCGGGGCCGCAGCCUCUCUGGCCCAGCACAGCCUGGCAGGACUCCAGUCUGUUUUCCUCCCGCAGGUUCUCCCAGAGCACUCAGCCCUCGCCUCCCUGGCCCAGUAUGGCUCUGCAGAGGCCUCGCCUUGCUACACGCCUCCUGUCCACAGUCCCAGCGUCCAGAGCCCCGUGAGGGGAAGGACAGUAUGCCAGAGUGAGCUCCCCAGCACCGCGGACUCUCAUAGUCCUCUAACCCUUCAGACCUCAUGCCCUGCCAGGGUGGCCUGUACCCUCAAACAGAGGGCAGAGUCCUCGGUGGAUCUCUUUUCCCAGGAAAUAAAGACUAUCUCAGGCUCUCACAGCUCUAUACACCAGGAAAGGCCUUUGGCCAUAAGCGGCUCCUCUGAGGGUGUAGCAGGGGCGCCCAGCCCCUUCUCCUCACCGAUGGCUGUCAGUAAACCCUACACCCCAAUCCCGGGUCAAGCCACUCCUGUCAGUCGGACACAUUCAGGGCCUGAGCCUCAGCACCAGUCCGUUGGUUUUCACUCUCCUCCCAUUAGAUCUCCCGCUAAAAUGUUAGAGAAGGAACACAAACAGUCCAAACUCCCGUCCAAUUUGUGA